Molecule: messenger RNA, 534 nt
Organism: Colletotrichum chrysophilum
Lineage: Eukaryota; Fungi; Ascomycota; Sordariomycetes; Glomerellales; Glomerellaceae
Exons: 1
Coding region: 1-534 (177 amino acids)
Source: RefSeq, a predicted model, not a curated record
AUGCUCGCUGUCAACGAAGAAAAUUCGGGUCUUCAUAUUCGCACCGACGAUGUCGAAGCUCUUGCCUCCACAGACGGCCGUUCUGGAUAUAAUAAGCGGGAAAAGACAGAUGGAAGAUCUGGAUACAACAGUAUUGAAGAGGGCACUGUUACGACCGACGGCCGCUCCGGUUACAAUCGUCGGGAUGUCGAGGCAGACGGUGUUGUCACGACUGAUGGUCGCUCCGGGUACAACCGCAGGGAAGAGGGCGCUGAUUCUGUCACUACUGACGGACGGUCUGGAUACAACAGACGUGAUGAGGAGGCGGAAUCAGAAAUGACCACUGAUGUCCGAUCUGGGUACAACCGGCGUACAGAGACCGACACUGUUAUCGACACCAACGGACGCUCCGGUUAUAACAGACGCGAUGGUGAAGAUGCCGCUGUCUCCACUGACGGUCGAUCUGGCUACAACCGCCGCGAGGAGGAUGGUCGGUCUGGGUACAACAAAGCUGCGGAGACAGAUGGUCGUUCGGGUUACAACCGCGCGAUUUGA